Cynoglossus semilaevis (tongue sole) is the source of this 9208-nucleotide messenger RNA. It is a transcript of the gene ubr5, whose product is annotated as ubiquitin protein ligase E3 component n-recognin 5. Bases 232 to 8811 code for a protein of 2859 amino acids. Gene Ontology annotation, biological process: protein polyubiquitination; positive regulation of canonical Wnt signaling pathway. NCBI's taxonomy places the organism in Eukaryota, Metazoa, Chordata, Actinopteri, Pleuronectiformes, Cynoglossidae. The record is from RefSeq and is a predicted model, not a curated record. The transcript has 59 exons. Gene Ontology annotation, molecular function: ubiquitin-ubiquitin ligase activity; RNA binding; zinc ion binding. Gene Ontology annotation, cellular component: nucleus; cytoplasm.
AGAGAGAGAGAGAGCGAGAGCGAGAGCGAGAGAGAGAGCGGCAGAGGGGUAGAGAGAAGAAGAAGCCGAAUAGAGUUAAGAUGGCGGCAUGUGGGUGAGGAGGCAGUAGAAGCUCAACUCGAGGGGUUUUCGCCAUUAAACGUCUCCUAUGAUUCCACAUUCACAUCAUAAUCGAAAGAAAAACUGUUUCCACACCUUCCACGCAUCCGUGUGUGAUUUAGGAUUGAACCCAUGACAUCUAUACACUUCGUGGUUCACCCGUUGCCCGGGACCGAGGAUCAGCUCAAUGACAGGCUCCGCGAAGUCUCUGAAAAACUCAACAAAUACAGCUACAGCAGUCACCCACACCUCAGUUUGCUGGAGCAGGCGCCACUGAAACAGUGUGUUGUUGGUCCAAACCAUGCUGGAUUUCUACUGGAGGAUGGACGAGUGUGUAGAAUCAGCUUUGCGGUCCAGCCUGAUCGUUUGGAGCUUAGCAAACCAGAUGGCAACGAUGGUUCAAAGUUGAGCAGUGGUUCAGGGACAGGAAGAAGCUCCAGGCCAGGCAGGACUAGUGAUCCGCCCUGGUUCCUGUCUGGUUCUGACACACUUGGCAGACUGGCAGGCAACACCCUUGGGAGUCGCUGGAGCUCUGGUGUAAAUGGAGGCAGUGGAGGAGGUGGAAGUGGAGGUGGUGCAGGGGGAGGUGGAGCACCAAGUGGCAGCAGCGGAGGAGGGGGUGGCAGUGGAGCAGGUGGGGGUGGAAGCACAUCAGGCAGGUCGUCAACAGCGGCUCGUGAUUCUCGCAGACAAACCAGAGUGAUCCGAACGGGAAGGGACCGUGGCUCAGGCCUUCUUGGUAGCCAGCCACAGCCAGUCAUACCAGCUUCUGUCAUCCCUGAAGAACUUAUAACUCAGGCCCAAGUAGUUCUGCAGGGUAAGUCCAGGAGUGUGAUCAUCAGAGAGCUCCAGCGGACCAACUUAGAUGUCAACCUCGCUGUCAACAACUUGCUGAGCCGGGAUGAUGAGGAUGGGGACGAUGGUGAUGAUACGGCCAGCGAGUCCUACCUCCCUGGAGAGGACCUGAUGUCCCUCUUGGAUGCUGACAUUCACUCUGCCCAUCCCAGCGUGAUUAUCGAUGCUGAUGCCAUGUUCUCUGAGGACAUCAGCUACUUUGGUUACCCAUCUUUUAGACGAUCCUCUCUGUCACGUCUGGGAUCCUCCAGAGUUCUCCUUCUUCCCUUAGAGCGCGACUCUGAGCUGUUGCGUGAGCGUGAGUCUGUGUUGAGGUUACGCGAGCGCCGGUGGCUGGAUGGUGCCUCGUUCGACACAGAGCGAGGUUCAACCAGCCGUGAGGGCGAGCCCAGUCUGGAUAAGAAGAGUAUCCCAGUCCAGAGCCCAGUCUCCCUGGGAGAAGAGCUGCAGUGGUGGCCUGACAAGGAUGGUGUGAAGUUUGUGAGCAUUGGAGCCAUGUUUUCAGAGUUGGUGGCUGUGAGUUCAAAAGGAGAGCUUUAUCAGUGGAAAUGGAGUGAACCUGAACCUUACAAGAAUGCACAGAAUCCUUCCAUUCAUCACCCCCGUGCAUCAUUCCUGGGUGUUGCCAAUGAAAAGAUCACCUUUUUGUCUGCCAAUAGCAUCAGAGCCACCGUAGCUACAGAUACCAACAAGGUUGCAACCUGGGUGGAUGACACACUGAGCACAGUAGCCUCAAAGCUGGAACACAGUGCUCAGGCUUUCCCUGAGUUACAAGGGGAACGCAUGGUGUCCCUGCACUGCUGUGCACUCUACACUUGUGCACAGCUGGAGAAUAGCCUUUAUUGGUGGGGUGUUGUGCCUUUUAGUCAACGGAAAAAGAUGCUUGAAAAGGCAAGAGCCAAGAACAAAAAGCCAAAGUCCAGCGCUGGUAUCUCCUCCAUACCCAACAUCACUGUAGGAACACAGGUGUGCUUGAGGAAUAACCCCCUCUACCACGCCGGUGCAGUGGCCUUUUCUGUCAGUGCUGGAAUUCCAAAAGUGGGCGUCCUUCUGGAAUCUGUCUGGAAUAUGAACGACAGCUGCAGGUUUCAGCUGCGCUCACCAGAGAGCCUCAAGAACAUGGAGAAGACCACCAAGACCCAGGAAAUCAAGACUGAAAGCAAACCAGAGCUGGUGAAGACAGAGAUGGGUCCUCCACCCUCCCCAGCAUCUACCUGCAGUGAUACCUCUUCUAUUGCUAGCAGUGCCUCACUGCCCUACAAGCGAAGGCGUUCCACUCCUGCUCCGAAAGAGGAGGAGAAAGUGAAUGAAGAGCAGUGGCUUCUCAGAGAGGUGGUGUUUGUGGAGGAUGUUAAAAAUGUCCCAGUGGGAAAGGUGCUUAAAGUGGACGGUGCUUAUGUUGCUGUGAAGUUCCCAGGGACAUCAAGCAGCAUGAGCAACCAGAGCACAGCUGCUCCCCCUGACUCAGACCCAUCAUCACUGUUGCAGGACUGCAGACUCCUCAGGAUAGAUGAGCUCCAGGUGGUGAAAACAGGUGGGACUCCCAAAGUCCCUGAUUGUUUCCAGCGUACACCUAAAAAGCUGUGUAUUCCAGAAAAGGCUGAGAUUCUGGCUGUGAAUGUUGACUCCAAAGGAGUCCAUGCGGUGCUGAAAACUGGUAACUGGGUAAGGUACUGUAUCUUUGACCUGGCUACAGGCAAAGCUGAGCAGGAGAAUAACUUCCCCACCAGUAAUCUGGCCUUUUUGGGACAAAGUGAGCGCAACGUGGCCAUCUUUACUGCCGGACAAGAAUCUCCAAUCAUCCUUCGAGAUGGAAAUGGCACAAUCUACCCCAUGGCCAAAGACUGCACAGGUGGAAUUCGAGAUCCCGAUUGGCUGGACUUGCCACCUAUAAACAGUCUGGGGAUGGGAGUUCACUCUCUGGCCAAUCUCCCAUCAAACUCCACCAUCAAAAAGAAAGCUGCUAUUAUUAUCAUGGCUGUUGAGAAACAAACACUGAUGCAGCACGUGCUGCGUUGUGAUUAUGAGGCAUGUCGGCAGUACCUGGUGAAUCUUGAACAAGCUUUCCUGUUGGAUCAGGGCAACCAGGCCCUCGGAGCACUUCUGGGUCACCGUUGUGAUGGAAACCGCAACAUCCUCCAUGCUGCUGUGUCUGUCUGCUUCCCUGUUAGUAAUAAGGAGACCAAAGAAGAGGAAGAAGCUGAAAGGUCAGAGAGAAACACAUUUGCAGAGCGCCUGUCUGCUGUGGAGGCAAUUGCCAAUGCGAUCUCUGUGGUUUCUAGCAACAGCUCUGGGAACCGGACUGGCUCCUCCAGCAGCAGGGGUCUCAGACUUAGGGAGAUGAUGCGCAGGUCUCUUCGAGCAGCGGGGCUUGGCCGUCAUGAGUCUGGUCCCUCAUCCAGUGAUCACCAGGAUCCAGUGUCACCACCCAUAGCACCACCCAGUUGGGUGCCUGACCCCCCACCAAUGGACCCUGAUGGCGACAUUGACUUUAUUCUCGCACCAGCGGUCAGUUCACUCACUACUGCCUCCACAGGGAACAGCCAGGGACCCAGCACAUCCACCAUAUCAGGACCAUCAACAGAGCCAUCAGUGGUAGAAUCUAAGGACCGGAAGGCCAACGCCCACCUCAUCCUUAAACUGAUGUGUGACAGUGUUGUUCUGAGGCCACACCUACGGGAGCUGCUCUCGGCAAAGGAUGCCCGUGGAAUGACUCCAUUCAUGCUGGCUGUCAGUGGCAGAGCCUACCCUGCAGCCAUCACUGUCUUAGAGGCAGCUCAAAAGUUGGCUAAAGUGGGUGAUCCUGGCAUUUCAGAGAAGGAGGAUGCAGACUCUGUAUUUAUGCAAAUGGUUUGUCCCUCUGGGACCAACCCUGAUGACUCGCCCCUGUAUGUGCUCUGCUGCAAUGACACCUGCAGUUUCACUUGGACUGGAGCUGAACACAUUAACCAGGACAUAUUCGAGUGUCGAACCUGUGGUUUGCUGGAGUCUCUCUGCUGCUGCACUGAGUGUGCAAGGGUGUGUCACAAAGGACACGACUGCAAGCUGAAGAGGACAUCUCCCACUGCAUACUGUGACUGUUGGGAGAAAUGCAAGUGUAAGACACUUAUUGCAGGCCAGAAGGCUGCACGCCUCGAUCUUCUCUACAGGUUACUCACAGCCACAAACCUCGUUACGACACCAAACAGCAGAGGAGAGCAUAUAUUGCUGUUCCUAGUUCAGACUGUUGCCAGGCAGAGUGUUGAACACUGUCAGUACAGACCACCACGAAUCAGAGAAGACAGAAAUCGCAAGGCUGCUAAUGCAGAAGAUUCUGAUAUGCCAGACCAUGAUCUAGAACCACCUCGCUUUGCUCAACUGGCCCUGGAGAGGGUUCUACAGGAUUGGAAUGCUCUCAAGUCUAUGAUCAUGUUUGGUUCCCAGGAGAAUAAAGAUCCACUUAGUGCCAGUAGCAGAAUUGCUCACCUCCUGCCUGAAGAGCAGGUCUACUUGAAUCAGCAGAGUGGCACCAUACGCCUCGACUGUUUCACCCACUGCCUCAUUGUCAAAUGUGCUCCUGAUAUCACAUUUAUAGACACUUUAUUGGGUACUUUGGUGAAAGAGCUACAGAACAAGUACACUCCUGGCCGCAGAGAAGAGGCAGUUAUUGUCACAAGGAGGUUUCUUCGCUCCGUAGCCCGAGUGUUUGUUAUCCUGAGUGUGGAAAUGGCUUCCUCCAAAAAGAAAAACAACUUCAUCCCUCAGCCUAUCGGGAAAUGUCGGCGAGUUUUUCAGGCGCUUCUGCCCUAUGCUGUGGAAGAGCUGUGCAAUGUGGCAGAGUCACUGAUUGUACCAGUGCGCAUGGGUAUCGCAAGACCUACAGCUCCCUUCACUCUGGCCAGCACCAGCAUUGAUGCUGUUCAGGGCAGUGAGGAGCUAUUCUCUGUUGAACCUCUGCCUCCAAGACCCUCACCUGAUCAGUCCAGCAGCUCCAGCCAGACAGCUGCAUCCUAUAUCAUCAGAACUCCCCAGCCUCGACGUAGCAGUCAGUCUCAGCCUGUCAGAGGAAGAGAUGAGGAACAGGAUGACAUUGUGUCAGCAGAUGUGGAAGAGGUUGAAGUGGUAGAGGGUGUAGCAGGAGAGGAGGACCAUCAUGACGACCAGGAAGAGCAGGGAGAGGAAAAUGCUGAGGCAGAAGGACAGCACGAUGAACAUGACGAGGACGGAAGCGAUAUGGAACUUGAUCUGCUGGCUGCAGCCGAGACGGAGAGCGACAGUGAGAGUAACCACAGCAAUCAAGAUAAUGCUAGUGGCCGCAGGAGUGUUGUUACAGCGGCAACUGCUGGCUCUGAAGCAGGCAGUAGGGUGUCCUUGGCAUUUCCUAUUUUUGGUGCCAGCAGUGUCCCUGCCUUCUUUUCAGAGGAUGACUCUCAGUCCAAUGACUCCAGCGACUCUGAUAGCAGCAGCAGUCAGAGUGAUGAUGUUGACCAGGAAACCUUCCUUUUGGAUGAACCACUAGAAAGAACAACCAGCGCCACACAUGCCAACAGUGCGGCACAGGCUCCGCGUUCCAUGCAGUGGGCUGUGAGAAACACCCCCAGCCAGAGAGCCACAGGAAGUGCGCCGCCAAGCUCCUCUACCCCAGCCACGAGCUCCACAGGCCUGAUCUAUAUUGAUCCGACCAACCUCCGUCGGUCCAGUGCCAUCAGCUCCAGUGCUGCUGCAGCAGCAGCUGCGCUGGAGGCCAGCAACUCAAGCAGUUAUCUAACAUCGGCAAGCAGCCUGGCCCGGGCUUAUAGCAUUGUCAUCAGGCAAAUCUCAGACCUUAUGAGCCUCAUUCCCAAGUAUAACCACCUGGUCUACUCGCAGUAUCCUGCUGCUGUGAAGCUCACUUACCAGGAUGCAGUCAGUCUGCAGAACUAUGUGGAAGAAAAACUUAUUCCAACCUGGAACUGGAUGGUGUCCAUCAUGGAUUCCACUGAAGCUCAGCUGCGAUAUGGCUCAGCACUGUCAUCUGCUGGAGACCCUGGUCACCCUAGUCACCCUCUUCAUGCCUCACAGCACUCAGCUCGCAGGGAGCGGAUGACCGCUCGGGAAGAGGCCAGCCUCCGAACUCUGGAAGGACGCAGGAGAGCAGCAACUCUGCUAACUACCCGCCAAGGCAUGAUGUCAGCUCGAGGCGACUUCCUGAAUUAUGCUUUGUCGCUGAUGCGAUCCCACAACGAUGAGCACUCAGAUGUCCUUCCUGUGCUGGACGUCUGCUCACUCAAACAUGUGGCCUACGUUUUUCAGGCUCUAAUCUACUGGAUUAAGGCCAUGAACCAACAGACCACACUGGACACUCCCCAGAUUGAUAAAAAGAGAAACCGUGAAAUUUUGGAACUGGGUUUGGACAAUGAAGAUUCUGAACAUGAGAAUGAUGAGGACACCAAUCAAAGUUCAACUCUGCAGGACAAGGAUGAAGACCCAGUACCCACUGAAACGGGUCAGAAUCAUCCCUUCUUUCGACGCUCCGACUCCAUGACUUUCCUGGGCUGCAUCCCACCCAAUCCCUUUGAUGUUCCCUUGGCUGAAGCCAUUCCGCUUGCCGACCAGCCCCACCUUCUGCAGCCCAAUGCCAGGAAAGAGGAUCUGUUUGGCCGUCCCUCUCAGGGCUUGUACUCCUCUUCAUACAUGGCAACCAAAGGCAUGGCCGAGACGAGCAUGGACAGGAACUGCCUGGAGGUAAACAAGGGCUCCUCUCUACCCUCCCCCACUCAGAUCCUGCCAACUAAAAUGUCCUAUUCGGCCAACUUGAAGAACGUGAUGAGUAUGGAAACUGGCCAGCGGGGCACCGAGAACCCAGCCCUUGCCGAGCAGGAGCUGGAGGGAACAAAACCAGGACCCUCACCACAUGACCUCGCUGCCCAGCUGAAGAGCAGCCUCCUUGCUGAGAUUGGUCUGACUGAAAGUGAUGGACCACCUCUGCCCUCAUUCAGACCUCACUGCAGUUUCAUGGGGAUGAUGAUCUCUCAUGACAUGCUGCUUGGUCGUUGGCGUCUGUCACUGGAGCUCUUUGGUCGUGUCUUCAUGGAAGAUGUUGGAGCUGAGCCUGGAUCGAUCCUUACUGAACUUGGUGGCUUUGAGGUAAAAGAGUCCAAAUUCCGUCGGGAGAUGGAAAAGCUGAGGAACCUGCAGUCCCGUGACCUGGCCCUGGAGGUGGACCGCGAUAGAGACCAACUUAUACAGCAGACUAUGCGUCAGUUAAACACGCACUUUGGCAGACGUUGCACAACCACGCCCAUGGCUGUACAUCGAGUAAAGGUGACCUUUAAAGAUGAGCCAGGUGAAGGUAGCGGCGUGGCACGCAGCUUCUACACAGCCAUCGCUCUGGCCCUUCUCUCCAAUGACAAACUGCCCAACCUGGACUGUGUCCAGAGUGUCAGCAAGGGCAUGCAGGCCAGCAGUACGUGUCAUCACGAUUACAAUUCAAAUCUGAUGCAGCGUUUGAGGAACAGAGAUCGAGAAAGAGAGAGGCGAAGUGGAGGUCUUCGAGCAGGUUCUCGAAGAGACAGAGACAGAGACUCCAGGCGACAAUUGUCCAUUGACACAAGACCUUUUAGGCCGUCAUCAGAGGGGAACCCCAGUGACGACCCUGAUCCACUGCCUGCACACAGACAAGCCCUUGGGGAAAGGCUUUACCCACGUGUUCAUGCAAUGCAACCGGCAUUUGCCAGUAAAAUCACAGGCAUGUUGUUGGAGUUGUCUCCUGCACAGCUGCUACUGCUGCUUGCCAGUGAAGAUUCUCUCAGAGCCCGGGUAGAAGAAGCCAUGGAGCUUCUUAUUGCACAUGGAAGGGAAAAUGGUGCUGACAGUAUACUGGACCUUGGUCUCCUUGAUGCACCAGAGAAAACACAGCAGCAAGAAAACCGUAAGCGUCAUGGUUCAACCCGCAGUGUGGUGGACAUGGAGCUUGAUGAUCAAGAUGACGGAGAUGACAAUGCCCCACUCUUUUACCAGCCUGGCAAACGAGGCUUCUACUCCCCACGGCCCGGCAAGAACACAGAGGCCAGACUCAACUGUUUCCGUAACAUCGGCAGAAUAUUGGGGUUAUGUUUGCUUCAAAACGAACUCUGUCCCAUCACGUUGAACAGACAUGUAAUCAAAGUGCUCCUUGGGAGGAAGGUGAACUGGCACGACUUUGCCUUCUUUGAUCCAGUCAUGUAUGAAAGUUUGCGGCAGCUCAUACGUCAUUCACAAGCAGGAGAAGCCGAUGCAGUGUUUGCUGCCAUGGAUCUGGCUUUUGCCAUUGACCUCUGCAAGGAGGAAGGAGCUGGACAGGUUGAGCUUCUGUCUGGAGGUGUCAACAUGCCUGUGACUCCCCUCAAUGUGUACGAGUAUGUGAGGAAGUAUGCAGAGCACAGGAUGCUAGUGGUUGCAGAGCAGCCACUCCAUGCAAUGAGGAAGGGUUUACUAGAUGUCCUUCCCAAGAAUGCCCUGGAGGACCUGACGGCAGAGGACUUCAGGCUGCUGGUCAAUGGCUGUGGAGAAGUCAAUGUACAGAUGCUUAUCAGCUUCACAUCAUUUAAUGAUGAGUCUGGGGAAAAUGCAGAUAAACUACUGCAGUUUAAACGCUGGUUUUGGUCCAUUGUAGAGAAGAUGAGUAUGACUGAGAGGCAAGAUCUGGUGUAUUUUUGGACAUCCAGCCCAUCUCUUCCGGCCAGUGAAGAAGGCUUCCAGCCAAUGCCCUCCAUCACGAUUCGGCCUCCAGAUGAUCAGCACCUCCCCACGGCCAACACUUGCAUCUCACGUCUUUAUGUGCCGCUGUAUUCUUCGAAACAGAUACUCAAACAGAAACUCCUGCUAGCCAUUAAGACCAAGAACUUUGGUUUUGUGUAGAUGUUUGACAGUAAAGAGUUGAAAAAGAGGGGAAAAAAGGACAUUUACUGUUGUGUAAUAUUUACCUAGCUCCAUUUUUGUAGAUUUAUUUUUUGUCUAUACAGUUUUAUGAAAAUUAACAUACUGUCGUUAUCUCCCCAGGCUGUAAUAUUUGUUUGUGUUGUGAACACAAACAACUUAUUUUUAUUUGUUUAAUUGCAUUGUUUUUUUCCCUUUUGUGUUGAUGAAGAAGAGGUCUACAGUCCAGAACAUUCCUGCAUUGGCACUGUAACAUGUAAAGCCCACAGCUCUCCUUUAUUGGCUUCAACCUUUGCUUCCCAGGAAUUUUGGUUUGACAGACAACUGUCAGCCGAAACCCAGCCAAAGAUGACAGCAGUAGAAGUAUUUAAAGAAGAAA